Messenger RNA from Lasiodiplodia theobromae, 1029 nucleotides. Its product is annotated as Carboxyphosphonoenolpyruvate phosphonomutase. Gene Ontology annotation, molecular function: catalytic activity. The coding region runs from base 1 to 1029 and encodes 342 amino acids. Lineage: Eukaryota; Fungi; Ascomycota; Dothideomycetes; Botryosphaeriales; Botryosphaeriaceae. The record is from RefSeq and is a predicted model, not a curated record. The transcript has 4 exons.
AUGUCCAAAUCCAUCGUCAACACCGUCCCUUACCCAUUCAAGUUCGACGAGCAUGACGUUACAAAGCCAGGAAAGCAGGGACAGGCGCAGGACGUCACCAUCACAUUGAAGAAUGUCCGCGGCAAGAUCCCAUCUAUCCAGGCCUCACGUCUCCGCACCAUGAUGCUCGACGCCCACAACGACCCGUCAAAGAUCCUGGCCCACUGCUGCUCGUACGACGGGCUCUCUUCGAGGCUGUGCGAAGAAGCAGGAUUCCCAAUGACCUUCCUCGCCGGAUACGCCGUGGCCAGCUCGUACGGGCUUCCGGAUACCGGCUACAUUGCGCUGCAGGAAGUAUGCAACAAGAUCCAGGAGACGGUGCGCCAGGUCUCGGUUCCAAUCAUGGCUGAUGGUGAUACCGGCUAUGGAAGUCCGUGCAACGUCAAGAGGACCGUCGAGUCGUUCGCCCUAGCAGGGGCGGCUGGAGUCAUGAUCGAAGACCAGACUUGGCCGAAACGGUGUGGCCACACGAAAGGGAAGUCAGUUGUGUCCAGGGGCGAAGCAUACGCUCGGAUCCAGGCUGCUUGCGAUGCGAGGGAUGAGGGCAGGGACAUCUUCAUUCUUGCCAGGACGGACGCUUUGAUCCAUGGAUGGGAGGAAGCUAUGGCGCGUGCGAAGGAGUUCAAGCGAAUUGGCGUUGACGCUGUCUUCGUCGAAGCGUUGCCCGACCGUGAAUCGAUGAAGAAGUGCGUAGAGGAAGUUGGCAUUCCUACCUUUGCCAACAUCAUCGAGGGUGGUAAGACGGAGAACCUCUCGGCAAAGGAUCUGGCCGAGUUGGGAUUCUGCGCGGUGGCCUAUCCAUGGACGCUUGUUGCAGCGAAGCUCAAGAGCAUCCGCGAAACGCUCGAGGCGCUGAAGAAGUCAAUGACGGAAGGCGCGCCUCCGAUGAUUCUUUCAUACUCGGAAGUUUGUGAGGGAGUUGGUUUCAACAAGUACUGGGACCUCGAGGAAAGAUACAAGUACGAUGAGACUCGUCAAAAUGGUCUCUGA